Molecule: messenger RNA, 1036 nt
Organism: Triticum aestivum (bread wheat)
Lineage: Eukaryota; Viridiplantae; Streptophyta; Magnoliopsida; Poales; Poaceae
Product: ethylene-responsive transcription factor ERF109
Exons: 1
Coding region: 113-910 (265 amino acids)
Biological process (GO): regulation of DNA-templated transcription; ethylene-activated signaling pathway
Molecular function (GO): DNA binding; DNA-binding transcription factor activity
Source: RefSeq, a predicted model, not a curated record
CACCACCUAGCUCCAGGACGGACACAGACGAUCUCUGCAGAGCUCCCUCUUCAGACAACACCCAGUCAUUACUCAGCUCAAGACACAAUCAGGCAAUCAGCGGCAGCGAGAGAUGACCUUCAGCCUCUCGGCGUCAAUGGAGGAGAGCCGGGAGUAUAUGAUCCGAUUCGACUGCCACUUCGAGGACCCGAGCUCCGCGAGCGCCGAGCCACCGCUGCCGUUCGCCGGCAGGGUUUUCUCGCCAGAGCAGGAGCAGAGCGCCAUGGUCGCCGCGCUGCUGCACGUCGUCUCCGGGUACACCACGCCGGCGCCGGACCUCUUCUUCCCUGCGAGCAAGGAGGCGUGCACAGCGUGCGGGAUGGACGGGUGCCUCGGGUGCGAGUUCUUCGGCGCGGAGGCCGGGCGCGCGGCCGCGGCAUCGGACGCGCCGAGAGCGGCGACGGCUGGCGGGCCGCAGAGGAGGCGGAGGAACAAGAAGAACCAGUACCGCGGCGUCAGGCAGCGGCCGUGGGGCAAGUGGGCGGCGGAGAUCCGCGACCCGCGCCGCGCCGUGCGGGUGUGGCUCGGGACCUUCGACACGGCCGAGGACGCCGCCAGGGCCUACGACCGCGCGGCCGUCGAGUUCCGCGGCCCGCGCGCCAAGCUCAACUUCCCCUUCCCCGAGCAGCAGCAGCAGCAGCAGCUAGGCGGCGGCGGCAAUGCCGCGGCCAGGUCAGACGCGUGCUCGCCCUCGCCUUCGCCACGCAGCGCGGACGAGGAGGAAACAGGGGACCUGCUCUGGGACGGCUUGGUGGACCUGAUGAAGCUGGACGAGAGCGACCUCUGCUUACUGCUCCCGGUCGACAACACCUUGGACAGAGACGAUUGGGUGCCUAUUUGUAGUGCUAGACAAAUGCUACCUAGCAGUUAGACUACUGUCAGUGUGCAGCAGAUCAAUCAACACACAUGUACGACGCUCCUAGAUCCUGGUUAGCACGCGUCCUAACUUCGGUUGUAAAUAGCCACCCGAUCAAUGGAAAAGUUGUGUUUAACCGUA